CAGCUCUGCUCACACACAGCUCCGGGCUGCCGCGCAGGAGCUGACGGGCUGCGGGAAGGCUGAGGCUGUGCUACCCUGCACGGAACACCGCCGGGGGUCACCCGUGGAGGGCCAACUGCAGCAGGUACCCGAGGAUUGAGGGGAUGACUAAAGACAUGGACUGUACAGCAGCUCAGACGAAAGGACUAUUUUUGCUAAAGAUGCUUUGGCUUAUACUGUACAUGCAUGGUUAGCAGAGCACUUUGUGAAGUUGGGGACUGCAAGGAGCAGGAGUACUUUGAUAACACCGGGAUCUGUCGACCCUGCAGGCUGUGUGGCCCAGGCAAGGAGCUAUCAAAGGAAUGCGGCUUCGGGUAUGGGGAGGACGCACAGUGUUUACCCUGUCGGCCGAAUAGGUUUAAGGAAGAUUGGGGUUUCCAGAAAUGCAAGACUUGCCUCGACUGUGCAUCUGUCAACCGCUACCAGAAAGCAAACUGCACCGCCACUGGGAACGCCAUGUGCGGAGAAUGCUUACCAGGGUUCUAUAGGAAGACAAAGCUUGGUGGAUUUCAAGACAUGGAGUGCGUUCCCUGUGGGGAUCCCCCGCCAACAUACGAGCCUCAGUGCAGCAAAGUAAACCUUGUGAAGAUUACAGCUACAGCAUCAAGUCCCCGGGAUACGGCUCUGGCUGCUGUGAUAUGCAGUGCCUUGUCCACAGUGCUCUUAGCUCUGCUUAUCCUCUCUGUUAUCUACUGCAAGCGCCAGUUCAUGGAAAAGAAGCCAAAUUGGUCUAGCAGAUCUCAAGAAGUUCAGUACUCUGGAUCAGAGCUCUUGUGCUUCGACAGACCACAGGUCACUGACCAUAGGACAUACUGCCGCUGUCAGCAAGAACCUCCACAGGCUUGUGGCCCCGUUCACUUGAUUCCAUCAUUGUGUUGUGAAGAGACGUACAGCAUUGAGCCUGGUUCUCUAUUCCCAUCACACAGCACAUUGUACGAUGGGAACGUGGAUUCUGCACCGGACAUGAUUCCGGCAUAUUUUGGACCCACAUCACACUCGGCCUGCAGAGAGCUUGCAGAAACUUGGCCUCUUAUGCAAACAACUCCUGGCAGUGAUAGCACUCCUGUCUGUGAGCCAUAUCCGGAGCUAAUAGGAGGAGAUGCAGACACUUUGAACAAAGAUACAGAGGAGCCAAGUAUUUUACACACAAAUAGUGUGCCGAGUAUCAGUGCAGAGACGGAGUCUUCAAAACAUCUUCAUUUAUUCGAGCUGGAUGCUUGUCAAGGUGCUGAGGGAAACCAGCCUGAGGAAGAGCACUUGUAACCAAGAUGAGAAUCAGGAAUGCUGAGUGAUAUCUACUUCAAGAUCCAUCAUUUAGAGGUCUAUUUCUAGAUCACCAGACCAGAAGAUAUGUUGGAACCAUCUUCUAGAGAUCUUCUUUUAGACCUACCACCAGCAACGCCACCUGGAGAUCGAUUUCUUCAUUUGACACUUGGAGAUCUGCGCCUUGAUUGCCUACAAGGUUUAUAGAACGAGCCUCCAUGUUUUGUACGAAUCCGCUUGAUGUAUGACCAGUUGCUCACCCUUUAAGACCUCUUAAGAGAUCAUUAUGGACCUGAGGAUGUGUGUUUCCUGGGAAGGAAUUUCUUUUAGCACAUUGAUCCAAUGGAGAUAUGCGAGGAAAUGUAUUAAUCAAAAAGCAACUACUGGAUGAAGCUGAAUGGAGAAGACAAGUGUGGGACUUAAUUGCGAAGCAGAAUGUAAAUGUGAUUUUUCAUUAUUUAUGUGGUGACCUUCAUUAAAUUGUACAGUUCAUCUUUGGACUGCAAAAAUAUUUAAAGCACGGUUCCCAUUAUUUUCUAUGGGCUUGCACAGUGCAGUUAAAUGAGUAUUGUAUGAGGUCUGCACAUUACAACUCUUUCUAAUCUGCUGAAUACAUUGACUGGCUCCCUAAAUAUUUGGAUUGGUUUCCUGGAACAUCAGAGCCAUGGUCACCUACAUUGACUUUUCUAGAUGUAAUGCACUUAUGCUGGACCCUUAUUAACCCCUUUAUGCUGGGGAAUGUCUAUAUGAACGCAUGUUAAUGACAUUUUUGAGACACCGCCACGUGUAUUUUCUAUAAGCACUAUUUCUGUGACGUAUGUACAUUUUAUAUGAAGCCUUUUAUUGUAUGAUAGGUCUUUUUUUUUUAUUUUUUAUUCUUGCUUUUGCUUACAAUGUUUUCUAGACUAUUGUUAUUUAAAUUUGUAGCUGAUUUUUUUUUUUUUUUAUGACGUUUGUGGUGUCUCUACAAGGGUUAUCCCCUGAGCUUAGUAGCACCUGUUCCACUAUUUCUGCUUGGUCUGAUAAGGCCAAGAUGGACUUUUAUAGGGGACCAGUAACUAGUACAGUAUAUCUGAUAAUCAUAAUAAAAAGUUGGCCAUACACUU
Messenger RNA from Bufo gargarizans (Asiatic toad), 2408 nucleotides. RefSeq names its product TNF receptor superfamily member 19 (gene TNFRSF19). The transcript is spliced from 10 exons. Gene Ontology annotation, biological process: positive regulation of canonical NF-kappaB signal transduction; positive regulation of JNK cascade. Gene Ontology annotation, molecular function: signaling receptor activity; protein binding. NCBI's taxonomy places the organism in Eukaryota, Metazoa, Chordata, Amphibia, Anura, Bufonidae. The record is from RefSeq and is a predicted model, not a curated record. Gene Ontology annotation, cellular component: plasma membrane. The coding region runs from base 226 to 1302 and encodes 358 amino acids.